AGAGAUAGACUCCGUCCCCCGUCUCCGUCUCUCUCCCCAUAAGAGGCGAGGGCGGAGGAAGGCUUUACGAGCAAACCAGGCCAUUACACCCCCAAAAACUAAGGGAGAGAGAGAGAAAGAGAGAAAGGCAAAACACACAGGAGGAGGGGACACACGCCUCCGCCUCCACCUCCUCCCGAGGCGAUAGCGAGCUCGCCUCCGCCUCCGCCUCCGCCGCGCCGCCCCGCCGACGACGAGGAGGAAGAGGCGACGCCACCGCCGCCGCCGCAGGAGGAGGAGGAGGCGACGCCCGUGGGGAGCUCGCGCGACGCCGGAUCUCGCGAUCUGAGGGGCCCCCGCGCCAAUUCCCCCGCAGGGUUUUGCGGCGGUGGAGACGGAGAUGAGCGUGGAGAGCCCUGGAGGAGCCCCCGGGAGCUAGGGUUUCGCGCGACGGGACCGGGACGACGGCCGCCCCGACAAGCUCCUAGGUCUUCCAUGGGAGAUGGAGGUGUCGCGUGCGCCGUCCCGCCGCAGCGUGCAGUGGAGGGCUUCCGCGCCGGGGGCCUCGUGAGGAGACCAGGGGGAGAAGCCAUGCCGGACAAGGGGGAGAGGGGACACCACACCACCAGCAACAACCACCACAGCCACAGCCACAGCCACCGGAAGCAUCAUGCCGAGCUGGAGGAAGGGGAGCUGCUCAAUGGGGAGGCUGACAACAGCAGCAGCCGGGACUUGGAGAGGAGCAUGCCUCCCAAGAAGUGGCGGAAGGUGCUGGCUGCCUCCUCUGCUGCAGAGGUGGAGCCGGGGGAGAUUGUGAUGCCCUCCAAGAAGGCGAGGAAGAACGGGGAGCUCGAGAAGGGGGAGAUUGCCCCCGAGAGACAGAGGAAGGACAAGUCUGAUAAGAGUGGGAGGAAGUCGAAUAAGGAUGAGGUGGAACCAGGGGAAGUUGCUCCACCAGAUAAGAAGCAGGACCGGGAUCAUAACAAGAAGCUCGGCUCGUCGGCUCAGGUACGCGAUGACGGCAGCAAGAAGGGCUCCUCGCGGGAUUCAGAUGAGGAGCCAGGUGAGAUUAGGCCAGAGAGCAGCAGCACUGGCAGUGCAAGGAAGAGCAGGGCAACAGAGCCUGAGAACAGCAACCACAAGCACCAAGCUGAUACAUGUGAUCAAACAGGUUCUAAGAGUCGCAGGAAGGGAGAGGCAAAGAGUUCUGGCAGGCAUUUGUCAGGAAGGAAUCGUGACAUCUCGCCAAUGACACGGGAUCGACAUGAGAGGAGCCCAGGGAUCUUGGGGCGCUUUCCUCAUGAUCGCCUCCGCCAUGACAGGAGCCCAAGCCGCUUGGAGCCCUCCCCACGGGACCGCGGUCGCCACUAUGACAACAGAGACCGCAGCCCAUACAUUUCUCCACGCCACAGAAUGCGCCCAUCCCAUUACAGGGAUAACACACCGAGCCGUGGUGAGAUGCACCAUCACAGGGAUAACACACCGAGCCGCGUUGAUAGUUCUCCUCGGAGAUCUCAGCACGAGGACUUCAGAGACCGAAGCCCAUCUCGUCGUGAUAAAUCGCCAUCUGAACGAGGACGGACUACUGAAAGCCAUGAAGCAGGCAAGAAGAGCAGAGGUGCUAAGCUUGAAAACAACAGCCUGGAAAAGGCACAACACAAAAGUAAAUCAACAAAGCAAUCAACUAAGUCUAAGAGCAGUAGCAAUGGAAGUAAUGAGAAGAUAUCCAAGGAAAAGGCAACUGAGACCAUUCAGUACACUGAGUUGCCACCACCACCCCCUCUACCCCCGCCGCCACCACCUCCUCCGCCGCCACCCCCGCCUUUACCGCCUAACAUGCCUCCUCCCCUGCCUCCACCACCAGAACCUGAACUGAAUGGAGCUCCUGCAGAAGAUGUCUCAAUGGAAGAAGACAUGGACAUCUGUGACACUCCACCUCACACUACUAGCUCAGCACCUGGGCCCACUGAACCACCCGCAAGCGAUGUGGGGAAGUGGUUUUAUCUUGACCAUUACGGUAUUGAGCAAGGACCUUCUAAGCUUGCUGACUUGAAGAAGCUGGUGGAAGAUGGAUAUCUUCUUUCUGAUCAUCUAAUAAAGCAUGCUGACAGCAAUCGGUGGGUGACUGUUGAGAAUGCAGCUUCACCACUGGUUCCAUCCGAAUUCCCCUCAGUAUAUUCAGAUGUCUCAACACAGCUGGUUAGCCCGCCAGAAGCCCCAGGUAAUUUACUUGAUGAAGCUCGAGAGGAGGCAUCUGGUACUGACCAUGAACAAAUGAAGGAAGCUUCUGCAGAAGAGCAGGAAGAUUUCUACAUUGAUGACAGGGUUGAUGCAUUGAUGGAUGGAUCUAUCAUGGUGGAUGGUCAGGAGCUUGAGAUUCUUGGAGAGCUUCUAAAUGCACAUUUUGAGCCAGUCAACUGGGAAAGCGAAGAUCUUUCAAGGUUCCAAGUUAAAUUGGAAAGAGAUGAUGGAACCAAAAGAAGCACUGAAUUUCCAGAUAGCAGGACUGCACACAUUUAUGGCGUUGUUCCUGCUGAGAGGGAUACCUAUCAGCCUCAUAUUGAGUCUAGUGAAUGGUAUUCUGGGAGAUGGUCAUGCAAAGGUGGUGACUGGAAGCGAAAUGAUGAUUUCAGCCAAGAUAAGCCUUACAGGAAGAAGCUUGUUCUCAAUGAAGGCUAUCCUCUUUGUCAAAUGCCAAAAGGGAAUCAUGAGGAUCCUCGUUGGGGCUGCAAGGAUGACCUCUACUACCCUUUACGUGCUAAAAAGCUUGAUCUGCCGUUGUGGGCAUUCUCAUCAACAGAAGAAAAUGAUGACACUGUAGAUGAUGCCAGUAAAAGUGGUGUUAUGCCUGGGAGGUCAGGUCAGACUAAACAACCUCCUAAGGGAGUGAAGGGGACAACGCUUCCUGUCGUUAAGAUAAAUGCCCGUGUUGUUAAGGACCAAUCCUCUUCUGAACUCCGUAUAAAGCCCAAAGUAGCUGAUCGGCCACCUUCUAGAUCUUCGCGCUCCCAUUCAAUUGGGACUGAUAGGAGUUCUACCCAUGAAGGUUCGUCUCAUUCUAAGAAACAUCAUGAACACGAUUCACAAAGUUUGCACAAGUCCAAGUCUGUUCCAAACAUUCCAAAGGACCAUGUAUGUACUGUUGAAGAAUUGUCAGUCAAAGUAGGUGACUGGUACUACCUGGAUGGAACUGGUCAUGAGCGUGGCCCAUUUUCUUAUUCUGAAUUGCAAGAAUUAGCUAAGAAGGGCACUAUCCUUGAAGGGAGCAGUGUUUUCCGGAAGAUUGAUAACACAUGGCUUCCAGUGCUUAAGGAUUUAAAAUCUGGUUGCUCUGCUCGGAAUGGGGAGGCUGGAAGUUCUACCUCUGCUCUCACACACUCAAACCAGUCCAACUUCCACGAGAUGCAUCCACAGUUUGUGGGUUAUACUCGUGGUAAACUGCAUGAACUAGUCAUGAAGUAUUUCAAGAGCAGGGAACUUACUUUGGCUAUAAAUGAGGUCUUGGAACCAUGGAUUGCAACAAAGCAGCCCAGAAAAGAACUAGAAACAUUUUUUUCUCACAGUUCAGCUUCAAAGAAUUUUGUGCAAGAGGAUGGCGGGUCCACAAAAAGGGCAAGGUUGCUGCCUGAUCAAAGUGAUGAAUAUACUGAUAUGUCUGAGGACAUUCUUGCCAGUCAGAAGGAUGAUUGUUGUUUUGAAGACUUAUUUGAGGGGGCUGCUCAUGUUAAAGAAAGCCCUCUGAAUUCCAGAACGGAAAGUGAAAGCUGGGGUUUAUUAAAUGAACAUGUGUUAGCAAGAAUUUUCCAUUUUCUGAGGGCAGACGUGAAGUCACUUAUUUCUUCUGCAGCUACCUGUAGCUGGUGGAACACUGCAGCCAAGUAUUACAGGAGUGUUUGUAGAUUCAUUGAUUUGUCUUCUUUGGGCCCUCAGUGCACUGAUAAUGUUUUCCACGACAUCAUGGCUGGUUAUGACAUGCAAAAUAUUAGAACACUUGUUUUAACAGGGUGUUCAAAUCUUAGUUCUCUUGCCCUUGCGGAAGUACUUAAGCGUUUUCCGCACAUAUCAUAUGUGCACAUUCAAGGUUGCAGUCAGCUAGGGGAUCUUAAAAACAAAUUUCAGCAUGUAAAAUGGAUUAAGAGCUCUUUGAAUCCAGAUGCAUCAUACCAGAAAAUUAGAAGCUUGAAGCAGAUAGAUGAUGGGAGCAACAGCACAUCCAAAGCUGGAAGGAUCUUGACCAGUCAGAUGGGUGGUUCUGAUGAGCUUGAUGGCUAUUUUGCUGAUAUUUCAAAUAGAGAGAGUUCCACCCUUUCCUUUGGACAAGGGUUCUAUAAACGAUCAAAGUGGCUUGAUAUUAGAAAGUCGUCUGCGGUUUUGUCAAGGGAUGCACAGAUGAGGCGUUUGAUGCAGCGGAAGGCCGAGAAUAGCUACCGGAAGAUGGAAGAGUUUGUCAUCAACAAACUAAAAGAAAUCAUGAAGAGCAGUAGAUUUGAUUUUUUUGUUCCAAAGGUUGCGAAAAUUGAAGUUAGGUUGAAAAAUGGAUACUAUGCUCGCCAUGGCUUUAGUUAUAUCAAGAAUGACAUCCGUUCUAUGUGCCGAGAUGCAUUAAGAUAUAAAGGUCGAAGUGACUUGGGAGAUAUGAAACAGAUUGUCGUGGCCUUCAUCCAGCUAGCAAAGAAACUUGAGAACCCAAGGUUGAUUUCUGAUAGAGAUGGGACAGCAGUUCAGAAGGACAGUUCUGACAUGAGUCAGUAUUCUUCAGAUCUGAAACUCAAAAAGAAACAGAGUAAAACUAUGUCAGAAAGAAGGGGAGCAAACUGGACUACUGCUGGAGCAGAUCCGUCAUCUCGUGCAUUUGACCGUGAAAUCAAAAGAAGUCUUUCUAAAUUAAAGAAAAGGGAUAUCGAUUCUGGUAGUGAAACAUCUGAUGAUGAUGAUGGCUACUCUGAAGGUGAUGAGACUGAGAGUGAAACUACUGUUUCUGAUACAGAGAGUGAUCUUGAUGUAAAUUCGGGAGCAUGGGAUUUAAAGGGAAAUGGUAUGAAGUUAUUUGAAUCAAGCGAGUCUUUGACGGAUGAUCGUGGAUGGGGUGCUCGCAUGACAAAAGCAAGCCUUGUUCCCCCAGUGACUAGGAAGUAUGAGGUUAUUGAGAAGUACCUAAUUGUAGCAGAUGAGGAGGAAGUACUGAGAAAGAUGCGGGUCGCUUUACCUGAUGACUAUUCAGAGAAACUGCUCUCGCAGAAGAACGGCACUGAAAAUUUGGAACUACCAGAGGUUAAGGAUUAUCAACCUAGAAAAGUACCUGGGGAUGAAGUUCUUGAGCAAGAAGUGUAUGGAAUAGAUCCAUAUACACAUAAUCUCCUACUUGAAAUGAUGCCUACUGAACUUGAUUGGCCAUCCUCUGACAAACAUACCUUUGUUGAAGAGUUGCUUCUGAACACCUUGAAUAAGCAAGUGAGGCAGUUCACUGGUUCUGGAAAUACUCCCAUGGUUUACCCCCUUAAACCUGUAAUUGAAGAAAUCCAAAAGUCUGCAGAGGAGAGUGGUGACAGACGGACUUCAAAGAUGUGCCUUGGAAUGCUAAAGGCCAUGAGGAACCACCCAGAAUAUAACUAUGUCGCCUAUAGGAAGGGUCUUGGAGUUGUUUGUAACAAAACGGGUGGAUUUGGUGUAGACGACUUUGUCAUCGAGUUCUUUGGGGAGGUAUACCCUUCUUGGAGAUGGUAUGAAAAACAAGAUGGCAUUAAGCAUAUACAAAACAAUAGCGACGAUCAAGCUCCUGAGUUUUACAACAUUAUGCUAGAACGGCCAAAGGGAGACCGUGAUGGGUAUGACUUGGUUUUCGUUGAUGCAAUGCAUAAGGCUAACUAUGCGAGCAGAAUUUGUCACUCCUGCAACCCUAACUGUGAAGCAAAAGUAACGGCUGUGGAUGGUCAUUAUCAGAUUGGAAUUUACACUGUUCGACCAAUUGCAGAAGGCGAGGAAAUCACUUUUGAUUACAACUCUGUUACUGAGAGUAAAGAAGAGCACGAAGCGUCAGUUUGUCUCUGUGGAAGUCAAAUAUGCAGGGGCAGCUAUUUAAAUUUUUCUGGGGAAGGAGCUUUUGAAAAGGUCUUGAUGGAAUUCCAUGGUGUGCUCGAUCGACAUAGUCUUCUGUUACAGGCUUGUGAAGCAAACUCUGUUUCUCAACAAGACUUAAUUGACUUGGGGAGAGCUGGUCUUGGUACCUGUUUGCUUGCUGGUUUGCCUGGAUGGCUUGUUGCUUACACUGCUCACCUGGUGCGGUUUAUAUUCUUUGAGAGACAGAAACUUCCUCAUGAGAUCUUUAAACACAAUGUGGACGAGAAGCGCCAGUUUUUCACAGAUAUAAACAUGGAUUCCGAGAAGAAUGAUGCCGAGGUUCAGGCCGAGGGAGUUCUGAAUUCAAGAUUACAGAAUUUGACUCAUACACUUGACAAGGUAAGAUAUGUCAUGAGAUGCAUAUUUGGGGAUCCCAAGAAUGCUCCUCCUCCACUGGUGAGGCUAACUGGGAGAAGUCUAGUUUCUGCCAUCUGGAAAGGGGAAGGCUCGUUAGUUGAUGAACUUCUUGAGUCAAUGGAACCUCAUGUUGAGGAAGAUGUACUUACUGACCUCAAAGCCAAAAUUCGUGCUCAUGAUCCAUCUGGUUCCGAGGACAUUGAGGGAGAAAUCCGAAGUUCUCUUUUAUGGUUGCGUGAUGAGCUGAGAACUCUUUCAUGCACAUACAAGUGUCGGCAUGAUGCUGCUGCUGAUUUGAUUCACAUGUAUGCUUACACAAAGUGUUUUUUCAGAGUCCGAGAUUACAAGACGGUAAAAUCUCCACCGGUUCUUAUCAGUCCUCUUGAUUUAGGUCCCAAAUAUGCAGAUAAACUGGGACCAGGCUUCCAGGAGUACUGUAAGACAUACCCAGAAAAUUAUUGCUUAGGUCAACUCAUUUAUUGGUAUAGCCAGAAUGCGGAGCCUGAAUCUAGAUUGACAAGAGCUAGAAAGGGUUGUAUGUCAUUGCCAGAUGUAUCCUCCUUCUAUGUGAAGUCAGUAAAACCAACACAAGAGCGAGUCUAUGGCAGCAGAACUGUGAGAUUCAUGUUAGCGCGCAUGGAGAACCAGGCACAAAGGCCAUGGCCCAAGGACCGGAUAUGGGUUUUCAAGAGUGACCCAAGAUUCUUUGGUACUCCAAUGAUGGAUGCCGUAUUGAAUAAUUCCCCCCUUGACAAGGAGAUGGUGCAUUGGCUCAAGACAAGAUCCAACGUCUUCCUAGGCUAGCCAAGGAAUUGUAGGCAGAGGGUAUUGGUUUUUUUCCUUUGGAGAUUUUAGUCAGACACCAUUCUUUUUUCUUCCUACUCACACCUUUCCUACCUAAUCAUGGGGAUUUAGCUUUUAGAUGGCAGGGUAACAACAGUCUCUCUCACCUUCCCCAUUUGUACAGCCCCCUCCUCCCCUUACCUUGUAGAGAUGUGUUCCAUUAUUAACUGAUAGAUCCAUCAUUGAUUUAAUGUAGCGCCUUUUCCCGUUGCGUAGAAUUGUCACCUCCCAAUGUGCAAUGUGGAUAUUCAUGUGUAAAUGCAAAACAGUAGCAAUCUUAAAUUCCAGUGAUAUGUUACAGAUUGUAGGAA
Oryza sativa Japonica Group (Japanese rice) is the source of this 7607-nucleotide messenger RNA. RefSeq names its product histone-lysine N-methyltransferase ATXR3. Lineage: Eukaryota; Viridiplantae; Streptophyta; Magnoliopsida; Poales; Poaceae. The record is from RefSeq and is a predicted model, not a curated record. Gene Ontology annotation, molecular function: protein binding.